This is a messenger RNA of Drosophila yakuba, 2286 nucleotides long. RefSeq names its product amidophosphoribosyltransferase. The transcript has 3 exons. Gene Ontology annotation, molecular function: amidophosphoribosyltransferase activity. The record is from RefSeq and is a predicted model, not a curated record. The coding region runs from base 564 to 2204 and encodes 546 amino acids. NCBI's taxonomy places the organism in Eukaryota, Metazoa, Arthropoda, Insecta, Diptera, Drosophilidae. Gene Ontology annotation, biological process: purine nucleotide biosynthetic process; purine nucleobase biosynthetic process.
GUUUAAAAAGGCGCACAUGAUUUGAUGAUUUGAUGAUUUGAGAUCAAUGCCAACGUGAGAUGCGUGAUUUUGAAGACUAGACAGACAUAAUGCGGUCAUUGAAUCGGCUUGAUGAUCAAAUCCAAAACGUGAGUACCAAAUCCCAGUGUUUAUUUUGGUAUAUCGGGCAUAAAUCGGUGGGGCUAUCAAAUUUUGCACGACAUGCGUUUCUCGAUGCGGUUGUGGAACCUCCGGAAUCUUCCCGCUCCGUCCUGCCGCUGAGAUUGCAUUCCCAGCCCAACUGAUAACCACGACGAGUAUAUCAGCUGCCUGCCAUAUAUGUACGUUGAUCGGAGGUUUAAUUAGGCGCGGCUGUAACAUGAACAUUCAUAAUUCCGCUGGCAUUCAAUCAAUGCAGACGUGAACAAUUCCAGCGAUCAAGUGUUCAAGUGUUCGACUUAACCAGCGAUCUCGUGCACAGUGUACAGUGCCUCAAUCGUAGUCAAUACUAAUUCCCACAUAAGUAAAUCGAUACUCAUAACAUACAUACACAUAUAAGGACGUUAUUAAAAGCGAAGCAAAUAAUGGCGCAAAGUGAUUCGGGAAAUUGCUGUGCCAAGCUCAAUAAAGAUGAGUGCUGCCAGAAGACAAAGGAUGUGGUCUUAAGCGGCGUAUCGCCCAAAAUGUUUCCCGACAAAAUCUACAAGUCCGUGCAGCCGAAAGGCGAGGAUGCCACCGGAAUGACCUGCGAAUGCGGAGUUUUUGGCGCUAUCGCUUGCGGGGAUUACCCAACACAGCUGGACAUAGCACAGAUGAUCUGUCUGGGUCUGGUGGCACUGCAGCAUCGUGGCCAGGAGUCGGCGGGCAUAGUGACCAGUCUGGGCAAGUCCUCCAAGAACUUCAGCGUGCACAAGGGCAUGGGCAUGAUCAACAAUCUGUUCAAUGACGAGGCCAUCAGGAAGCUAAAAGGCAACCUGGGCAUAGGACACACCAGGUAUUCCACGGCCGCAGCCUCCGAGGUAGUGAACUGCCAGCCAUUUGUGGUGCACACUGCCCAUGGAGCACUGGCCAUCGCUCACAAUGGUGAGCUGGUGAACUGUGAGUCCCUGAGGCGGGAGGUCCUGGAGCGAGGAGUGGGCCUGUCCACGCACAGUGACAGUGAGCUGAUUGCCCAAUCCCUGUGCUGUGCACCUGAGGAUGUGUCGGAGCACGAUGGCCCCAAUUGGCCGGCCAGAAUUCGCCACUUCAUGACACUGGCACCACUCUCCUACUCCCUGGUCGUGAUGCACAAGGAUAAGAUCUACGCUGUCCGGGAUUCCUAUGGCAAUAGGCCACUGUGCUUGGGCAAAAUCGUGCCCGUGGACGCAGGACAUGCGAACAUCAAUGACCAGCUGGCCGAGGGUUGGGUGGUCAGCAGUGAAAGCUGUGGCUUUCUCUCCAUCGGUGCCAGAUAUGUACGCGAGGUGGAGCCCGGCGAGAUAAUCGAGCUGUCGAGAAAUGGCUAUAGAACCGUGGACAUCGUCGAAAGACCAGACUACAAGCGCAUGGCAUUCUGCAUCUUUGAGUACGUCUACUUCGCGCGCAGUGAUUCCAUGUUCGAGGGUCAGAUGGUGUACUCAGCCCGCCUGCAGUGUGGUCGCCAGUUGGCCAGGGAAUCGCCCCUGGAUGCGGAUUUGGUCAGCUCGGUGCCGGAAUCGGGCACAGCAGCGGCCCAUGGCUAUGCCAGGGAGUCGGGUUUGCCAUUCGGUGAAGUUCUCUGCAAGAAUCGCUAUGUGGGCCGCACGUUCAUUCAGCCGUCGACCAGAUUGCGACAGUUGGGCGUGGCCAAGAAGUUUGGUGCCCUGGCUCAAAAUGUGGAGGGCAAGCGCAUCGUGCUGGUCGACGACUCCAUUGUGAGGGGCAACACCAUUGGACCGAUCAUCAAGCUGCUGCGAGAUGCCGGCGCCACCGAGGUGCACAUUCGCAUUGCCAGUCCACCGCUGCAGUAUCCCUGCUACAUGGGCAUCAAUAUACCCACUCGUGAGGAGCUCAUAGCCAACAAAUUGAAUGCGGAUCAGCUGGCGGAUCACGUGGGCGCCGAUAGUCUGGCCUACUUGAGUGUGGAGGGUCUGGUCAAGGCCGUCCAGAUGAACAAGGCCCAUGUGAAUCCACUGAAAGCUGGCUAUUGCACAGCCUGCCUAACGGGCGAGUAUCCUGGCGGAUUGCCCGAGGAGCUCAGCUGGUAGAAUCUCACAUCGAUUAUUAAUUUCUUAGGUUUAAUGUAGUUCUAAGCCUCAGAUUGUAUAUAAAGAAAAUAUAUUUAAAAUU